This is a messenger RNA of Malassezia restricta, 1614 nucleotides long. RefSeq names its product nucleolar protein 58. Lineage: Eukaryota; Fungi; Basidiomycota; Malasseziomycetes; Malasseziales; Malasseziaceae. Gene Ontology annotation, molecular function: snoRNA binding. The transcript has a single exon. The coding region runs from base 1 to 1614 and encodes 537 amino acids. The record is from RefSeq and is a predicted model, not a curated record. Gene Ontology annotation, cellular component: small-subunit processome; box C/D methylation guide snoRNP complex.
AUGGUGCUGGUCUUGUUUGAGACGGCCGUGGGCUUUUGCCUGUUUUCUAUGUCUGAUGAAGCCAAACUUAGCUCACCUGAUUUGUACAAGCAUUUUGAGAGCGAAACAGAGGCGAAUCGCCUUCUGCAGCUCUCAGCUAUUCACCGCUUUCAGAGCACCGUCGAAGCCGUCGAAGGGGCGACGGCUGUGAACGAGGGCAAGCUGAGCAAGGGCCUGAAGAACUUCUUGACGUCCGAGAUUCUUGAGAAAGGUGGCGCUGCUGGUACUAAGGGUGGCAAGGGCGUCAAUCUGAUUGUGUCAGAGCCUAAGCUGGCGUCCACGAUCAACAAGAAGCUGGGAAUUCAGGUCACGGCUGAGUCGAGUUUAAUGGAUCUGUAUCGCGGUAUCCGAGAAAAUCUCGCCUCGCUCUUGUCGGCUAACUCGCCGGAGGCAGGAGCUCUUGACCCACGCGACCUCAACACGAUGAGUUUGGGUCUCUCUCACAGCUUGAGUCGCUACAAGCUCAAGUUCAGCCCUGAUAAAGUGGAUACAAUGGUGGUCCAAGCUAUUGCGCUCUUGGAUGAUCUCGACAAGGAACUGAAUAUCUAUGCUAUGCGCGUCAAAGAAUGGUACGGCUGGCAUUUCCCCGAAAUGGGCAAGAUUAUCACGGAUAACAUUGCAUAUGCCAAGGUCGUUCGUGCCGUUGGUUUCCGUACUAAUGCAUCAUCGUGCGACCUGUCUGACAUCUUGCCUGAGGAGGUCGAGCAGACCCUCAAGGCUGCCGCUGAGAUCUCCAUGGGUACCGAAGUGAGUGACUCCGACAUGGAGCACAUUUGGAGCCUGUGUGAUCAAGUCGUCUCGAUAAGCGAAUACCGUGCACAGCUGUACUCGUAUCUGUGCAACCGCAUGUCUGCCAUUGCGCCCAAUUUGACGGCGCUGGUCGGUGAGCUGGUCGGCGCUCGCUUGAUAUCCCAUGCCGGCUCGAUUAUGAACCUGGCUAAGCAGCCGGCCAGCACCAUCCAGAUCCUGGGCGCCGAGAAGGCCCUAUUCCGUGCACUGAAGACGAAGCAUGAUACGCCCAAGUACGGCCUGCUGUACCACUCCAGUCUUGUGGGUAUGGCGCCCCCCAAAAUGAAGGGUAAGAUGGCUCGUAUGGUGGCAACGAAGGCAGCUCUAUCGACUCGCCUUGAUGCCUUGGCGGAUGCUGAUUCCAAGUCAGACCUAUCGGCUCCUACGAUUGGCGCCGAAUCGCGUGCCAAGCUUGAGGCUCGGGCGCGUGGCCUUGACCAUGUGCAAUCCAUCAGUGGCAUUCGUGCGAAUCGGGGUGCUGACGACGGCUACAAGCAAAAGGCCUUUGCGAUGGAGUCUGGUGGCCGGGGAUACAAUGCGGGUGCGGAUGCGCCGCCGGUCGUGACGGGUGUCGCUGAUGAUGACGACGAAGAAGAAGAAGAAGAAGAGGAGGAGGAAAAAGAGCCCAAGAAGGAAAAGAAAGAAAAGAAGGAGAAGAAGGAGAAAAAAGAGAAGAAGGAAAAGAAGGAAAAGAAAGACAAGAAGGAGAAAAAGGCCAAGCGGUCCGCAUCCGAUUUGGACGACGAUGCCUCUUCCAAGAAGAAGAAGAAAAAGUCGAGUGCAUAG